Molecule: messenger RNA, 4163 nt
Organism: Durio zibethinus
Lineage: Eukaryota; Viridiplantae; Streptophyta; Magnoliopsida; Malvales; Malvaceae
Product: C2 calcium/lipid-binding plant phosphoribosyltransferase family protein
Source: RefSeq, a predicted model, not a curated record
UCAUCAAUUUCUUCAUAAAAGUUUAAGAGCUGCACACUUUUCUUCUACAUAAGCAAAGGAAAGGACUCUUUGUCAAACAAAAUUUAACCAUUUUCACAUGCCAAGUCCAUCUCUUUACUUAUUAUGUCAUUUCCAUUACAAGCAAAGGGUUUUUUUUUUUGGUUUCAAGAAUUCAUCCAUCUCUUGCAAACAUUUUCUCCACUCGGCUUCAAAAAAGUGAUCAAGGUGGAUCCCCACCAGGCAUGGGCCAGCUAGAAUGCCCCACACGUUGCAAUCAGGGUUUCAUUGAAUUGUGAGAAAGUAGGGUGGUGGUGCUGACUGCUUCACUGGUAAUUGCCACAUCUUUGUCAAAUGACCCAAUUAUUAUAAAAGAAAGAUACCUGCUGGAAGAGGAUGAAUGACAAAAUAUACCCUGGUCGGUGUUAUCUCCAAAAAGAAAGAGCCUCAGCUUUGACAAAAGCUUCCAUCCCUUGCCUCCUUCCCCUUCUUUUAUGCUACUCAGCUCAUCAUCAAAUCUAGGGAUUGUUUAAAAUAUUGCUAAAGGACAGCCAAAAGCAAAAGCUAAACAAAAUUAUUCAAAAAAAAAAAAAGCCAAAGAAUCUUCACUGCCAUAAUACAUACAGAAAAGAAAAAGUAUCAGUUAAAAUAAGCAAAAAAAAUGUCUGUAUUUCCUCCUUGUAGGUUAAGUUAAGCACCUUUAAAUCUCCUUAUUUUCCCACCAUUCACCUCCUACUACCCUUUCUUUCACAUUGUAUGAAAUAUUUCUAUAAACCCAGAAAAUCCUAUUGUUUUUUUUCAUGCAAACAUAUAAUGUGACAUUGCAAAAUUGAAGAAAAAAAUAUUUAAAAUACCCUUCUGAACAAGUUUUUUUAUUGUUUCUUUGUUUUUCAAUGGCAACAACAACUCAGAAACUGAUCGUAGAAGUGAUUGAUGCACGUAAUCUGUUACCGAAAGACGGUCACGGGACGUCGAGUCCUUAUGUUGUGAUCGACUACUAUGGACAAAGGAAGCGGACAAGGGCAGUUAUGAGGGAUAUAAACCCUACAUGGAACGAGGUUCUUCAGUUCAACGUGGAAAAAUCCUCUGAUGUUUUCAGUGACAUGCUUGAACUCGAUGUUUACCAUGAUAAGAAUCAUGGGCCAACCAGUAGGAACAAUUUUUUGGGAAGAAUAAAGUUGAGUUCUGGACAGUUUGUUAAGAAAGGUGAAGAAGCUUUGAUUUAUUAUCCUUUGCAGAAGAAAUAUUGGUUUAGUUGGAUUCGAGGUGAGAUAGGCUUGAAGAUUUAUUAUGUUGAUGAGGUUGCGCCACCUCCGGCUGUGGCUGCGCCUGCUGUGGAGGAGGCGAAAGCGGAGGAGGAGAAGGCGGAACCGCCGCCUUCGGAUAAGGCAGCGGCCCCGGUUUCUUCUGACCAACAACCAGCGCCUGCUGAGGUGAAGCCUAAUGAGACACCGGCAAGUGCAGUGGAGGGAGAGCAAGCGGCGGAGAUGGCGCCGAGUGAGCCGCCUGCGGGUAGUGAGACUGAGAAAGCUAAUGAAGCUGAGCCAGCGGGAGAAGAGAAUGGUGCAGCUAAAGGUGAAAUGCCAGCAGAAGGAGCUGAUCAAGUGGAGCCAGAAGCAGAUUCACAAUCUGUACAACCUAAUGAUCAUGAUAAUGACAUUGUGCUUGAGCCUACAUCAGCAAAUUGGGCCCCACCGGCGCCACCACCGGAUAUCAUUGCAUCAACAACAUCGGGAUCUAUUCCGGAAAUCAAAGUUGCCCGAACCACCUCUGCUCCGCCGCCACUCUCACGGCCGGCAAUCCCCACCAAUUAUGUUUCCUCCGUGGACCCACCUGAUCACACCCCAAUCGAACGAUCCUCAUUUGAUCUUGUUGAAAAAAUGCAUUAUGUUUUCGUCAAAGUGGUGAAAGCCGGCUCCCUUCCCACCAAUGGCAACCCAGUGGUCAAAAUCGCCAUCUCCAGUUCCCACGUCACAUCAGAACCCGCUCGAAGAGCCAAGUACUUUGAGUGGGACCUGACGUUUGCAUUCGCCCGCGACACACCGGAAACCUCCUCAUUUCUGGAAGUUUCCGUUUGGGCGGAUGCGGGUGGAGCCAAUUUCUUAGGUGGAGUUUGCUUCGACGCGACGGAGAUACCUUUACGAGAUCCACCAGACAGCCCAUUGGCACCGCAAUGGUAUAGGUUGGAAGGAGGUGGAGCCCACAGAGGUGAUCUAAUGCUUGCCACGUGGAUCGGGACCCAAGCUGACGAGGCAUUCCCUGAUUCGUGGAAAUCGGAUACCGCCGGUAGCCGUGUCAAUUCACGCGCCAAAAUUUAUCUCUCCCCUAAGCUUUGGUACCUUCGAGCUUCCGUCCUAGAAGCGCAAGAUAUUUUGCCGUUAACGGCGUUAAAAGAAGGCUCGUUUCAAAUUAAAGCUCAAUUGGGAUUUCAAGUGCAGAAAACUAAAGUUUCCGUUUCUCGUAACGGCAACCCGUCAUGGAAUGAAGAUCUCAUGUUCGUUGCCGCCGAGCAAUUUGGGGAUCAUUUAAUAUUCUAUCUCGAGAAUCGACAACCAAAAGGACCGGUGACAUUGGGGGUAGUCGGAAUACAGCUUACCGCCAUUGAACGUCGCGUGGAUGAUCGGAAAGUGAUAUCUCGAUGGUUCAAUCUACAGGAUCCGAAAAACGAUAAAAAAGGUUACAAAGGUAGACUACAUUUGAGCCUAUGUUUCGACGGUGGAUAUCACGUGAUGGAUGAGGAGGCGCACGUUUGCAGCGACUAUCGACCGACAGCAAGACAGUUGUGGAAGCCGCCGGUUGGGACACUUGAGCUUGGAAUCAUUGGCUGCAAGAAUUUGCUGCCGAUGAAAACGGUGAACAGUAAAGGGUCCACGGAUGCAUACACGGUGGCAAAAUAUGGGUCGAAGUGGGUCCGAACUCGUACAGUGUCGGAUUGUUUGGAUCCCAAAUGGAAUGAGCAGUACACGUGGAAGGUGUAUGAUCCAUGUACCGUGUUGACAAUUGGCGUGUUUGAUAGUCGGGGAGCAUUCGAUAUCAACGGUGAAAAAGAGGCCACGCGUCCAGAUUUUCGUAUGGGGAAAGUACGGAUACGCAUAUCUACACUGGAGACAGGUAAAGUGUAUAGGAAUACGUAUCCUUUGCUGAUGCUGGGUAAUAGUGGGGUGCAAAAUAUGGGUGAGCUAGAGGUAGCUGUAAGGUUUGUUCGUGCAGUUCCAACAUUAGAUUUCUUACACGUGUACUCCCAGCCUUUAUUACCGUUGAUGCAUCAUAUAAAGCCUUUAGGAGUGGCCCAACAAGGGAUGCUAAGAGGCACAGCUGUGAAAUUAUUGGCUGCGCACUUGUCACGAUCGGAGCCGCCACUUGGGAGUGACGUGGUGUGUUACAUGCUCGAUGCGGACUCACACACGUUCAGCAUGAGGAAAGUACGUGCGAAUUGGUCAAGGAUAGUCAACGUGCUAUCGAGUUUGAUUGAUGUCGUACGGUGGAUAGAGAAUACACGUGCAUGGAAGAAUCCAACGGCUACAAUACUUGUGCAUGCAUUGCUAGCGAUGCUAGUGUGGUUCCCUGAUUUGAUCAUCCCCACAUUAGCAUUCUAUGUGUUUGCGAUUGGAAGUUGGAACUAUAGGUUUAGAUCGAGGCACAAAUUGCCCCACUUUUGUCCCAAGAUCUCAUUGGCUGGCACCGUUGAUCGUGAUGAACUUGAUGAAGAAUUUGAAACAAUGCCAACCAACCGAUCACCGGACAUCGUACGUAUGAGGUACGAUAAGCUAAGGGCAAUAGGAGCACGUGUGCAGAACAUAUUGGGUGAUUUUGCCACGCAAGGUGAACGUGUACAAGCUUUGGUGACAUGGCAAGACCCGCGUGCCACGGGGAUUUUUGUAGGGUUAUGUUUCGUCGUGGCAUUCCUGUUGUACUUGGUACCACUAAAGAUGGUUGCAAUGGCAUUUGGAUUCUACUAUUUCCGGCAUCCACUGUUCCGGGACCGAAUGCCUUCGCCGGCAUUGAACUUCUUCCGAAGGCUUCCAGCUUUGUCCGACAGAAUCAUGUAGGUCAAUAGGGAAGGGCCAGUUUUUUCUCUACAACUAGUUAAGUUACAGCACCCGAUCUUUUUGUUAGUUUUAUAUGUAACUUAUGUAGCUUUUUCUGCUAAGCAAAAAUGGGGUUAU